CUAUCUGUCAUCCACUUUUUGCAAUAGCGGUAAAACCUAUUUUGACAGCACGGUGAACAUUUACAGUGAAAUUUAAGUGCGCGACUACAAUAGAAAUUAUUAUUUGAAUGACAAUUGUGUAAUAUUUACUAAGCUGCAGGAUUAGGAGUACCAAAAUCUGCAUAAGAUCAAGGAUUCUUUAUCUACGGACCUAAAUGCAGGGCUUUUUUUUCAACAUUGUCCUGCAAUCUUCAGCUUUUAUACAAAUAGGAAAGCAGAAUUUAUCUAAAUACGUUUUCAAUACGUAAUUCGAAAAUGGAAGAAAAGCAAAAAGCUGAUGCAACAAAGCGAUUCUUGAUAGUAACUAUUGUGAUACUUGGAAUUGCGUGUAUAUGUUUGCUCGUUGGACUUCUGGUGGUUCUCCAGAAAGAUGGCGAUGGAAAGGACAAAAUAGUUCAUUGUGAAGUAGAGGAUAUGUUUAAACAUCAGACGGAACCCGAAAAUCCUGGAGUUUUCGAAGAACUUACGAACAAAGAAAUUGAAGGUUUAAAAGAAUAUUUGUAUGAACAAGCUGGAUUGGACUUGGUCCGUCCGUCGAAAAGCAAAAGGAAUGCUAACUACAUAUUUGUUGCAGAGCUACAUCUUCCAAAUAAGACAGAUGUUAUAGGUCAUCUUGAUAACGGAGCGGCACAGCCUCCACGAGAAGCAAAGGUCAUAGUUAUUCGUGGAAAGCAACCAGACACAUGGAUAAAUGAGUUAGUGGUUGGUCCCUUGCCGACACCAACAUACCACAAACCUCUUCCAGGUAUCAAUGCAACGUUGCCUUAUUUCUACAGACCAAUGACAGAAGAAGAUUACGGGUCUGUUACAACUUCUAUCACUAAUCAGGUUCAUGAAACACUUGGAAAUUUGAUUAACAAUUGUUUUGAUGCGAAACUCAAAGACUGUGGAAAUAAGUGUAUUGGGUUCCUGUAUGCCUCAUCAUUUUCUCCAGCUUCUAGCGGAGAACAGACGAGGAAAACUUGGUAUUGGCUGACAUAUGUCGUUGAAUAUUACACCCUUCACCCUGUGGACUUUUCUGUUUUGGCAAAUAUAAAACAAGACGGCGUCGAUAUUGAUGUUGUCUGGUUUAAGGGUAAUCAAUACAAGUCAAUGAAUGAAUUAACAUCUUUGUAUACAAACGGAACUGUAAAAUGUGAUCCGCAAACAUUUCCAACUGUUGACAAAAAUCUUUUCUCUGCUCCUCACAGGAGAGGACCUAUUCCUGAAACUGCAAACAAUAAACGUAGUCCUGUAUUUGUUCAGCCAGACGGUCAACGGUAUAAUGUAAAUGGGAGACGUGUCAACUAUAUGCAAUGGUCGUUUGAUUUUCGUUUGUCCACUUCUUAUGGUCCACAAGUGUAUGAUGUAAGAUUUAACAACAAGCGAAUCGUGUACGAAUUAGGAGUACAAGAGAUUUCUGUGUUUUAUUCUGGACACAGCCCCCAACAACGCUUCUCAGACUACAUGGAUUCCGCUGAACUUAUUGGACCAUCGGCACAGGGACUUGUGCCUGGCGUGGACUGUCCAAACCACGCAACAUUUUAUGACACAAAACAUAUAACGGAAACAUCGGAAAUUGCUGACGUCACCAAGAAUGUGUUUUGUUUAUUUGAAUUAAAUACCGGAGAACCACUACGAAGACACCACUCCUACUACGAAUCAGAAGGUAAAUUCUACGAAGGAAUGGAAAACGUAAUUUUAGUUCUUAGAACUAUUGUUACUGUAGUCAAUUACGACUAUGUGCUAGACUUCCGGUUUUAUCAAAAUGGCGUUAUUGAAGUUAAGAGCAUGUCCACAGGUUAUAUUCUGGCCAAUGCUUUCUCUGAAAUGGAGAGGAAAUAUGGAUUUCAGUUGCAUGAUUCAAUUGUUGCAAACUUCCAUACGCACCUUUUUCAUUUCAAAGCUGACUUGGAUGUUAAUGGACAAAGCAAUAGAUACGAGUUUAUUGAUAUCAAAUCUGAAACUGCACCAAAUGAGUUUUCAAAAAUUACAAGAUCAACGUACAGCCAGGGAUACAUAGAAACAUCAUUGAAAAGUACGGAGAAGGAUGCAGCUUACAAAUUUAAUUUUGAAACUCCUAAAUACCACAUAUUCUAUAACAAUAACACCCGGGAUGGAUACGGAAACCCAAUGGCAUACAGGCUCAUACAUAACGGUAUGGUUAAACAGGUAAUACCGGAAGGACACAAUAAGGAACCAGCUAUAAGCUGGGCCAGAUACCAGCAUGCUGUAACACAACAGAAGGACACCGAAGCUCACAGUAGUUCAAUGUAUUCCAUGUUUGAUACAGACGAUCAAGUAGUCAACUUUCUAGGAUAUAUUGAAGACGACAAAAGCAUCAAAGAUGAGGACCUCGUUCUGUGGGUGACUUUGGGUGUCCAUCAUAUUCCACACAAAGAAGAUCUUCCACUGACGACAUCAACGGGCGUUGCACCCAGUUUCUUUCUGCAACCUUUUAAUUACUUUUCCGAAGAUCCAGCGAUGUCCUCACCAAAUGCAAUACGAAUGGAGCCGAGGAACUCCGAAGUGUUCAUAGAACGAUACGGAAUGUCUCGAGAAUCUAAAACCACGUGCGUUCCCAGAAAGACAAACUUUGAAGACAAAAUUAAAACAGACACUGAUAUUGUUUUUGAGAAUUGAUUUAACCGUAGUUUUGAUUUUGUUUGCAUAACACUUCAGGACAAAAAUGUUUUUAUAUUGUAACCCCCUUGACACAGAAUGCAUUGUAUAGUUUAAAUUUGUUUAAGCCGAACAUCUGCACAACUUUUCAUUUAUCAAUAUUGUAGUCUACUUAAAUAUGUCAGGCUCUUUUUAUUCUUUUACUUGCAGUGUUGUUUUCUUCUCCUUCUUAGUCAAAUACAUCCAUUUUACAUACUUUAAAGAUAAAAGAAGACCUUUGAAAAGACUUAAACACUUACUAACCUUUAAAAUAGCAUAUAAUCUAACGUAGAGUUGAAACGACAGCUUUUGAUGGAAAGUCCUUGUAAAAUGCUCAUGACACCAUGACAGAUAUAUCAUAGGCUAAGGAGCAUGGCAUGGUGUCCUCUCUAUUGCUUCACCUACUGGUUAAAACAUUGAGGAGAAUUUGCAUGUGCCAUAUAUAAACUCCUCCUAUGGAAAUGCACCCGAAAGUAAACAUCAAUGUGAUCUUCUGUAAACUCAGAAUGAAAUCAAAUAGCUUGCUUUAUAUACAUACUCAAAUAUUAAGUAGUUCUGCACGUUUGAAAUAAUAUUUACAAUAUAAAAUUUCAUUAGAUUAUAUUCUUCAAUGUAUAAAUGUAUCCGAUGGACAUUCAGCCAAUAAAAGAGAUUAACCAAUUUGAAUGUAUUGCAAUUGGUCUUCCAGUCAAUUUUCAAAAUGGGCUUCUAUGAGAAAAGUGCACUUCUGAUAUAGAUAAUGUUCCACAAUGUGGAUUUUAAUGAUUUUCUUUUCUUGUAGAUUUACCUAUUUUCAAUCAUAUGACCAAAUAAAAUGUACAUCUUCGUGAGCUUCAUUUUUCAUAAUUCACCAUAUUUUGAAUGAAGUCCUUACUGCGUUGAUUAUUUCAUACUUUUUUACAUUAAACUUAUUUAAUGUCAAGACAUUUACGGUGGCUGUUUAACAUUUUAUACACAGGAUAUACUAGAUUACCCUUGCAACAUUACGCUCUCAGUAUAAUGGCUGCCGGACAUUGCUCUGUAGUUUCAGGAUAAUGACGUUACGCGAUCACUUCCAUUUUAUUAUAAUCAAACGUGAAAAACAACCUAAAUAUCAGAGACAAAAUAAUUUAAUAUAAAGUUGUCUUCUUGACCUAAUCUGAACAUAACUGAUUUAUAAAGCUUUUAACCAAAUUGAAUGGUUCUGACUGUCAUCUUUGAAAAUGCUGCUGGCAGCGAAACAAUAACGUAAAACAACGUUAUUUUAUUCAUUGUGGCGCCACCAGUAAAGGCACUGACCUCCAGAUUUGGGCUUAAAAUGAUCUUUUUUUUUAAAUUUAAGUUUGGUCAUAUUAAGAACAUUAGAAUAUGAGUUCUUGUUUCUAAAUUAUCUAAAAAAUUCCAAAUCAAGAAAAAGGAGCCAUUGUCGGAAAUCGAACCCGGGCCAUCGCGGCAAUAAAAAUAAUCUUUUUUCGUUGUCUUUCCUAAAACCGCCAUUGAGUAAUAAAUAUUGUAACGCGUUGAAUAUAAAUAUUUAUAAUUAAGUUUACCUCGUGUAAAGCGUUACAAACGCUUUUCGAUUUUCAUUGUAAAAAUAAGUAAAAACAACUAAUUCUCACGUGUUUUCAUAACAUAAAGUCUGUCAGUAAUUAAGUUUCAAAGCAUUCUUAAGAAAUAAAGCAUUAAUUUCCUGAUACCUAUAUUCUUUCUUUCUUUCUUUUAGUUGUUGUUGUCGUACGAUCUGGAGGCCAGAGCCUUUGAUAGUGACGUUACACAACAUGCCAAUUUCGAUAGAAUGCAAAGUGAUACAUACUGAAAGGCGGUAGGGUAAAAGUAAGCACGUUGCUAUUGAGAAAAGGCACUAGGAAAGGAAAAAUUAUUAGCACUCUUUUAUGUUUGGACUACGUGUAAGCGGAGGCUUACAUUCUAUCUGGUACUGAUCAGCCUAUAAGAAAAAAAAAAAAACUGUUUGACUUUCCGUGAAUUUGCAUUCAUUCUCAAGGUACACCUAUUUUACAAUGAUUCUGUCUAGUUUCGUCGGAAAUUACUGAGAAAAUCUACUGGAAUGACAAUUUAUUACAGGUCAACCCCCUCCCCAUCCCCAAAAUUACGCGAAAGGCACUGUGCAAGCAAUAUUUCAAUUUUCAUAACAUUAUUCGUGGAAUUUUCAUUCAAGAUCCAUUUAAUCGUUAUGGUGUUUGUCACUUUCAUUCAGAAACAUGCUAAUUUCAAUAAUAUUUAGACAAUUGCAGUGCUAAAAUGCGAGAAAAGACAUUUACUAGGUCCUAAAACCAAAAUAGAGCCACCUGGUCGAAAAUCGGGUCUAAAGUCCAAAAACACAAGAAAUGUAAGAGUUUUUCAGCAAUUUGUCGCCAUUUUAAUUCAUAGUGAAUAGAUUAAUGUCUUUUUCAUUGAUUUUCGAGGAGUUUGACAAAAUAUCAUGUGUUGCCCCUUAUAUGUUGAACACAAUUAAAUCCGGCUGUUCUGUAUUUCAUAUAAAUCCACUUACUUCAUAACGGUUUUUUCGACAUUUUCUAGCAUAUCAGAUUUUCAGAGACUUAUAUCCCAUUAAAGAACUAGGUCCUACUUCAGAAAAACAAAGAGAAAAUGGGUGUUAACUUUUAUAUAAGAAAACUACAGUUCGUUAAAUACACCCCACUGAAUUUACUGCUUUUCGCUUCAUUCAAUUUCUUUUUUCGAGACAUUAAAUUCUUACGCCGCCAUUUUUACCAAGCAUGCGAUAGAAACACGCCAAUUUCGAUAGAAUGCAAAGUGAUAUAUACUGAAACGCGGUAGGGUAAAAUUAAGCAUGUUGCUGUUGAGAAAAUUCACUAGGAAAGGCAAAAAAAAAGAUCAGCACUCUUUAUAUUUGGACUACUUGUGAUAGACCAGUGGAGGCUUACAUUCUAUUUGGUAGUGAUCAGCCUUAUCUUGUGUUUCUUGUUAUGUUUGAGUUUUUAUAUCGCAUCUUCCCCUCACAUUCCCGACCAAGGUAAUAUGAAAGUCCCUUAGUUUUGCAUUGUUACCAAGUAACUUGGAUUCAGUGUUGUUGUAUUAUGUAUUGAGUACAGUUUAUCUUUAUAUGUCAUAUUUUCUGUUUAAGCCGGUGCUAGGUGGCGUAAGGGAUAGUGCACUUUUCAUUAUCCUCAUGGACAGACCCAAUAAAACCUAGUCUGCUAUUUAUUUGCUUUGCUGCAUUUUAUGGUUCUUGUUGAUAUCAUUUUGCGUUUGUAUGUACCUUUAAAGAUACCAAAGCAAUUGCUAUAGGAUACGUAAUCGAAUGCAAAUACAGAUAUUGAUGUAUAUAUAGAAAUGCACAUGAAAGAAGCAGUUGAACAUUUGUACCAUAUUAUGUUUGAUAUUGGUGUCAGAGCAGCGGCUAUACUUUGUAAUUGUGACCUUUCUUUCUAUGUUACAAAUGAAAUGACUUUGAUUAUUUGUACUCAAAAUAUCAGAAAAUAUCACAUCUAUUAACAUACCUUCACCAUGUGUUUAAAAUAUGUUAAAAUAUAGCACUCUUGAGGAUAAAUAACCAUUUUGUAAAGAUAUCCAAAUAUACAUUUCAUACGUAAUAGAAAUAUCACUACAAAAAUCAAAAAAUCUUUUGUUUACGUACAUGUUAAAGUUUGAAAAAAAAAGAAGAAAACAACAACAAAAAACAAUACACGUCCUUUCAAUUGUUUGCACAAAUUUUUAUUUUUAUUGUAAAUGAUAUUCAUGUACUAUAUCAUAAUGUGUAUACGUAAUACUAUUCAUUAAAUGUAUUAUAUAUCUAG
Messenger RNA from Mercenaria mercenaria, 6434 nucleotides. RefSeq names its product putative amine oxidase [copper-containing]. The transcript has 4 exons. Gene Ontology annotation, biological process: amine metabolic process. The coding region runs from base 295 to 2661 and encodes 788 amino acids. Lineage: Eukaryota; Metazoa; Mollusca; Bivalvia; Venerida; Veneridae. The record is from RefSeq and is a predicted model, not a curated record. Gene Ontology annotation, molecular function: quinone binding; copper ion binding; primary methylamine oxidase activity. Gene Ontology annotation, cellular component: plasma membrane.